This is a messenger RNA of Schizophyllum commune H4-8, 1326 nucleotides long. RefSeq lists its product as uncharacterized. Gene Ontology annotation, biological process: protein O-linked glycosylation via fucose. The record is from RefSeq and is a predicted model, not a curated record. Gene Ontology annotation, molecular function: peptide-O-fucosyltransferase activity. Bases 1 to 1326 code for a protein of 441 amino acids. NCBI's taxonomy places the organism in Eukaryota, Fungi, Basidiomycota, Agaricomycetes, Agaricales, Schizophyllaceae. The transcript is spliced from 7 exons.
AUGCUGCUCGCCAUGGGCCCCGUGCUUGGGAGGAUGGGCGCGUCGGUGCUGCUGCUGUUGUCCGGCGCAUCGCUGCUGUGCUGGACGCUCGUGCGGGUGGAGAGCGUGUCGACGAGUAUGCUCGCCUUCGUGCCGUCGAGUAUCCCAAAGGCGUUCUCGAUGGCGACGUACGGCGACUCGGACACGCCCUGGGGCGUGCAGAGCGUGCUGUCGGGGAAUGCGUCGUCGUUGUUGAGAGAUAAUCUGCGCCCGGACGAGCUGUACGUUACGCAGUGGGGGAUGGGCCUGGGUAUGACGAAUCAGUUCCUGGGCAUGCUCAAUCUCAUCUACAUCGGCCUUCUUACCACGCGAGUCCCGGUGGUGGCCCCGUUCCUCGCGAACAAACACAUCGCCGGAGACGAACUUCUACCAUUCCGCGAGGUCUUCGAUCUUACCCACCUGCGUGCUCAACUACGCGUGCCCGUCAUCGAAUGGCGCGACAUCAAGCCUUCCAACGACACACGCGAAGAGAUGCACUGCUGGGCGCUGCACAAUGCAAUGCCCGCCGCCGUUACCGCCAGCCUCGGUGUCAACGCCUCGUAUUCGGAAUUGCCGAAGUCGGCUAUGGGAAAGAGUCACCACCUGCUCGUCGGGCUCGCCGACGUGCUGUACCCGAGCCGCCUAGCCACCCAGCAGCGGCAAUCCAUGCCUGGUGCGUACGUAAAGAACCCACCGGACAAGCACAUCGCCUGCUUCGACUACCUGUACUUCGCGUCCUCCUCUGGAGAGCAUCUGGACUGGGACGAGGGCCUGUCCUGGCCAGCUUGGCGUAUGGUCGGGCAGUACCUGCGAUUUGCACCGAAGGUGGUGGACAUGGCGCAAGAGCACCUUCGGGUGGCCAUGGGAUUGCCUGCGUUCGCUGAGAUACCUCCGUUCAUCUCUGUCCAUAUGCGACGGGGCGACUUUGGGCAAUGGUGCCACGGCGUUCCCGAGAACGAAUGCUUCCCUGCGAUGCCCGCGUACGUUCGACGCGUGCAAGAGGUGAAGGAUGAGCUGGCGAAUCGCGGAGUGCAUGUAGAGCACGUCGUGGUCCAGUCCAACGAACGGGAACCCGAAUUUUGGCAAGACCUGAAAGCGCUCGGCUACUCUUUCGCCGAAUAUACUACCGAGGAACAGGAAGGCUGGUGGGCGAUCGUCCUCGACGCCUGCAUUCAGUCCAUGGCGUCAGCGUUCGUCGGAACCGCGCAUUCCACAGUCAGCUUGAUCAGCGAAAGGAGGGUCCAGGAGUGGAGCGGGGGUCCAACGCGGAUGGUGAGGUGGGGCAAGAUUGGGGCGGACGAUCACUAG